This is a messenger RNA of Engraulis encrasicolus (European anchovy), 2512 nucleotides long. RefSeq lists its product as uncharacterized. Gene Ontology annotation, biological process: protein homooligomerization. The transcript has 7 exons. The record is from RefSeq and is a predicted model, not a curated record. NCBI's taxonomy places the organism in Eukaryota, Metazoa, Chordata, Actinopteri, Clupeiformes, Engraulidae. The annotation marks the transcript as partial. Gene Ontology annotation, molecular function: protein binding.
GAGGAGGAGGAAGAGGAGGAGGAUGGAGAGAUUCAGGAGGUGCAGAUCACAGGAGAGGAGGACGGGGACUUUGAAGAAGAGGAAGAGUGGGAGCAGGAGGAGGGAGAGAGGGGGCUCCCAGAGAGUUGCGCAUCAGACCCGACUGAAGAGAACUCGGUCGUUAUGCGCAAUACGGACCGGCAGGACAUGGGAGAGCUGGGGGAGGAAGAGGAUGAGGAAGUGGGGGAGGAGGAUGGAACUGCUGUCGGAGUGGAAAACGACCGGUCCCGGCUGAGUGAGAACACGCGCCUGGCCACGCGCUAUGCGGUCCGAAUCUUCCGCGAGUACCUGAGCGAAAAGUCGCAGAGUCCCGACUUUGAGAGUAUGGACAAGGAGGCGCUGUGCGGCGUGCUGCGCUCCUUCUAUGCAGAGGCGCGCUCCAAAAGCGGCCAGCUGUACAGCAAGUCCUCGCUCAUCAGCAUCCGUAGCUCGCUCAACCGGUACCUGAACGAGCCACCUUACUGUCGCGCCCUGGACCUCACCAAGGACCCCGAGUUGCGCGGCGCGAACUUGACGCUCGCGGCCGUGAUCAGGAAGCUGGAGGAACAGGGCGCAGGUCCCGUGGUGCAAAAACAGGCAAUAACUCGCGCAGACUUGAGAAAACUCUACACGUCCCCGGUGUUCUGCGCCAGCUCGCCUUUUGGGCUACUCAAUAAAGUGUGGUUCGAGACCUGCAUGUACUUCUGCACUCGGGGUCGCGAAAAUCAGCGAGAGUUAGAGGAGGAUUCGUUCGGCUUGGCCAUGGACGAGGACGGGAGAAAGUUUGUGUAUUUCAAAGCACUCGGCCCCUAUCACAAGUCGCGUUCUGCGUCUUGGACUAAAAAAAGGUCCGAUUCGGACGAGGACAAUCUCCCGCGCAUGUACGAAACUGGCACGGAGUUUUGCCCUUACGCCAGCUUCGUCAAAUACCUGGCCAAGCGCAAUCCGUUGUGCAAGGCGUUCUUCCAACGACCCCGAGAUCACUGCGGAGAACGAGACGCCACCUGGUACGAGAACAAAGCGAUUGGCAAAAACCUGCUCGGCACGAGGAUGCAGAUGCUGUCGCGCGCGGGCAAACUGUCCAAGACCUACACGAACCACUGCAUCGGCGCGGUAUCCAUAGCAACGCUCAACAGCAUCGCCGGUAUUGGGUCAAAGUUAGCUCCGUCUGCUGCUCAGCGCAUCGCACCGGAAACCGUUCAGCUAUUGCUGCCGUAUGUGCAGCACGUGGAAGAAGAGGAUGAGGAGGAGAGCGAUGCGUCCGCGCUCAAACGUCAGAGAGCUGCUAACAACAAGCGGCCGAGAACUGUGGUGUAUCCGCUGAACGUGACAGCACCACCGGAGGUCUCACCACCACCUAAAAAACGGCGAGAGGACAGUCCUGCCAUGAUUCGCGGUGGUGCGGAGAAUGCUGCACAGCUUGAUUCACGAAGGGAGCAGAAUAGCCGGGCAUCCUCACCCCCUGCUGUUGUGCCUGCAGCGCAGGACAGUCACGGCAUCACCAUGUCAGGUCGCCCUCUACUGGUCCAGUCACCCGCCUCGCCCAUCGGUUGCCACGGGAUACCCACGCCAGCCCAGCUGAGCAAGACCAACGCGCCGGUCCAUAUAGACGUGGGCGGAAACAUGUAUACCAGCAGCCUCGCUACACUUACCAAGUACCCAGAGUCAAGGAUUGGUCGCUUGUUUGACGGGUCAGAGCCGAUCGUGCUGGACAGCCUAAAGCAGCACUACUUCAUCGACAGAGACGGCCUGAUGUUCAGAUAUAUCCUCAACUUCCUACGCACCUCCAGACUACUCCUGCCAGACGACUUUAAGGACUUCUCCUUACUCUACGAGGAGGUGAAGUUUUUCCAGCUGCGGCCCAUGCAGGAGGCCCUGGAGCGCUGGCGGGGGGAGAGGGAGGCGCGGCGAGGAGCCCGGCCGUGCGAGUGCGUGGUGGUGCGCGUGACCCCGGAGCUGGGGGAGCGUAUCGCCGUGAGCGGGGAGAGGGGCCUACUGGAGGACGUCUUCCCAGAGGUGGGGGACGUCAUGUGCGAGGCUCUCAGCGCCGGGUGGAACCAGGACCACACACAUGUCAUUAGGUUCCCACUCAACGGCUACUGCCAGCUGAACUCAGUGCAGGUGCUGGAGCGUCUUCAACAGAGGGGUUUUGAGAUGGUGGGCUCGUGCGGCGGAGGGGUGGACUCGUCCCAGUUCAGCGAAUACGUGCUGCGCAGGGAGCUGAGGCCACAGGGGGGGCCCUGCAGGGGGGUCACCUCCGUCAUCUGCAUCAAGCAGGAGCCCCUCAACUAGACACCAAAAGUUGUGGAGAGUUCGAGAGCGCCACCACGUUUGUUAAGAAUUCGAGUGCGCCACCAGAUGGAGAAGUUUGGGAACCCUUGCACUAGUGAGCUUCGCAGACGUUCAUGCCUUCUCUCAAGACGAACAUUUCAGAAUGAAAGAAAGGAGAUACUAAAGACGUCUCAUGGAAUCGGAAUGUAAUUAUAGUUUGACA